Molecule: messenger RNA, 3887 nt
Organism: Porites lobata
Lineage: Eukaryota; Metazoa; Cnidaria; Anthozoa; Scleractinia; Poritidae
Source: the annotation of a GenBank genome assembly
AUGGUGUAUAUUCUCAAGAACGGGUUCUGGAACAAAAAGCUUAAGGCCAAACGUUUGAAGUUUCGAUUCCUAGGGUACAAAGCAAAGUUUAAUGAACGCACGCCAAAAAUAUCUGGCGAGUUCACUCGUCUCGGAGAGGAAUCUGGAAGCGGUUUCUGAAAAUGAAAUUUAAAACGUAACUGAUAAUUGUCAAAACUGAGAGGAAAAAGCUAAUUGAUAGUGACAAUUAUACUAUGAGGAGACAAUAAAUAAACUUAUAGAUGUUCAGUAUGUUUUGCUUGUAUUUUUGUCUAUUGCAACUUUAAUUUUUCUCGCUUAUGUUUACUGUUCAACUACUUGAACCGGGACACUUGGAAGAAGAUUAGCCAAACAAAAUUUACAGUUUUUGAAAACAAAAGAUUCUCAUAUUUUCUUGCAAACCGACCAAUAACUUUCAUGAAUUUGAGGACUGCUUCCUGAGAGGUCAGGUAAGGUCGAACAGGUUGAAACCUUUCAACGGUUGCAUAGUUGACCCCUGAAUUUUAUGGUCCGCUUGCAAAAAGACUUGAGGAUCUUUCGUUUUCAAAAACUGUUGUCAUUGGGUAAUUAACCUCCCUUCAAGCUAGUGCCCCGGUUCGAGUAAUCACACUCUAACCACACUAGGAACAAAUUGAUGGACACUUUGUCUCUCCAUAUAACUCACUUUUGAAACCUGAGGAGUAAUUAAUUGGAUCAGUAAUUGCUGAACGUUUCGGUACUCGUUGUGACAAAAAAUUAAAAUGAUCCAAGUGAAAAUAAUGCGAAAAAGGCAGAAAUUAUAAACAACAAAAACAAUCAAGGAGUAGCUUGUAAUCUGAUAGGCAUGAUAAGAGGCUGAAUACCCUUUUUUCGCUGUAAACCAAGGCGGGAUGUUUUUCGGCAGAGGGCGGGGGAAGGCCGGCUCAACUCGACUCAAUAUUUACUCAGCCAAGGCAUCAACUAGUUACCCUUACCAAAAUUUCCCGUUUCCUUUAAGCAAACCAUACAGCUUAGCAUUCGAUUGGUUUGCCGUACAAAGAAUGUGUCUUUUUUUUCCAGACACGAAGCCUCGUCAGCAACCUUCUUCCCAGGCUCUUCUCGCUCCGAGGGACGAGUAAGAGAGAACCCUGGUAACGAGGUUGUCGCUUUGGUGGGAUACCGGAAAAAUCCGGCAGUUGAUUGGCUUAUCGAGCACAGGUCGGAGGAGUUCGAGAAACAAGUCCUACAUCAUAUCCUUUGGCCUGGAAAGCGAGAUCCUGAUGAGACGAUUGGAGAAACGAUGACUUGCUAAAUCAAAUUUUUACGCUGCGUUUGGAUGCAAUAGUGGAAAAGCUUUGACACAAUGUUCUUCAGUUAAGCCAAUUUCAUAAAAACCUAAAAUAACAAGAUGAGAAACCCGGUUUGUACAUGCUAUCUCUGCUCCACAGGGGCCUCUUUUUGUCCCUGGGAGAACUGGGCGAGAGGAAGAAAACGUGCACAGUACUAUUUCAAAAGUAGUUUUAUUUUGUUGAUAUACCCAGCGAGUGGGAGCCUCUGUGUCUCUCAUUGAGUCAAAUAAAGCCACCACACCUUCCUUAAAAAGACGAAAUUUCUCACACGUUCUUGAUCGAAUUGUCGGCAGCUUUCUGACCUUUUUAUGUAAUGAUACUGAUAUUAUAUUACUUUCAUGUACAUUGAAGUAUAUUACUGGUAAAUUAUUUCUUUGUUCAAUAACCGUUGCUUGUUAUAUUAUUGUUGGGUUGUGAAAUUCUCUAAUUGCAUGAUCCGUGAGAUAAUUUAAUCUACUGGUGGUAAAAUAAUUCAUGAAAAUUUUACAGAAUUAAUUCAGUUGGUUUCUCUCUAAUUUCCCAGUCACUACUCAAGCAGACAUACUGUUUCAAGCAGAAACGAGCUUUAGCGAGACCUAAACUGAUUCCGAUUUUUUUUUAAACGAACCUGUUUUAAGCGGACAUCUCUAUUAUUCUGAUAUAAUAGUGUCUUUUUAAUUAGACGAAAUUUGCUAAUAAGAAAACGUUAAUUGGUUCGCUUAUAUAUUCAAUAGCUUUGACGACUAAACUUGUUUUGUUUGCCAAUACUCCAUUUAACUGAAUAAAACUUUUGUUAGCAAGUUUAAAGUAAUCAUGUUUUUCAUAAUUGUUUUUUUUUUUAAAUGAAGGACACUAGGCAGACGACGGAAAAGAGAUAACGUUGAACACGGCGGGAACUGAAGAGCGGACUGUGAUCAAACUGAGUACGAUCGACAAAUGUGAGUAGAAGAAAUUUUCGCUACCGACAAAGGGAAACGCUAUGUUAAAAUCUUGCAGAGUUUUUUGAUCUUCAGUCUGCCAAAAUCUUCAGUUAUUAUUUUGAAUAUCUCGGGAACGUUCUUUUAUCCGCAAGGACACUGUAUUUGUGACAAUCAGCCAGUGUACUGGCUCCUUGGUUUCGAGUUUUUGCAUCGGCCCGGGACUGAAAACAUAAAGUUUUUGUAACAUGAGAAAACUGUUGGUAAUUCAGGCGGUGAGGGAUAACCAGUUGACCUUGUCUAGUUCGGCCCUCCCUUAAUUGAUUCAAAAGGGAGGCAAAAGAGCCCAUGAUUUAGCUACUACUGCUCUAGAAGAGCAGGGGACUUAAAUACGGUACCAUGUGACCCAUCUCUUAUCUUCAAGCAAUCUGUAAUAGCAACUUGCAUCUCAGUACUCCUGGAUUCACCACACCAAUAUGGUUAAAGUGAUUUAAGUCCAAAAACAAAUCCGUAAAAUGUUGACAUAUAUGUUCUUUUUAUCGAUUGACCGAAAUUCCCUAAACCUUACUAGUUGUCCAUCAACCUAUAUAAGCUAAUAUAGGAUUCUUGGGGUAUCAACCUACAUUUCAAUUUUUACAAGAAAUCAUUUAUAAUUAUCUCCAUAUGUAAGGGUUCUGUAAAGUAAAUACUGGAUUUACAGGUUCUGAGGUUUAGAAAAUAAUUAUCAUUUCUUUUGUUCUAUAACCACGUCUAGAAUUGAAGGGAGAAUCAAAUAACUCACUGACAAUUGUAAUUACAGUCAAUCCGAUUUACACGAAAUAUUAAUUUAUAAUAUUCAUGAAGGAUUACAAUUGACAAAAAAUACUGUCCUUCUUCCUGCACCCAACAUACAGUAAAGGAAAUGGAAGUCUUGAAAAUGUUUUUCAGAAUAGUAUCACCGACGCAACUAACUUUCAUCAAGUGCUGGCAAAUAGUCAGCCUGAGAAAACAGCUUCUGAUUGUUUGAAAAUUUGAUUUAACCAAUCAGGAGUACAACCCAGGUCUGAGUACUUACGCGUCAUCAGUAUGGAAUUUCUGCGGUCGUGAAAACCAGUGCUGGCGUUGCAAAAUAUCGCUGGCUGUUUUUUCAAGCAAGCAAAUAGUUAAGUUUAACCCACAAGAAAACAGCGAUGAUUAUCGGUGUUGAUAAAAAUGGAAUGUUUCAUGUGCCAAGAUCUUGCUGUAUUUCUUUCUUUACAGUAAAACCAUGCGUACGUACCUGUCUAUUUUGCUUAUCAUUUACUUACUUACUGUGGUUCACGACGUCAUCUGUUUCGACGAAGGACGCUUCUCCAUCAUUCACCGGUAUGACGAUGGUUUUAUCGGGAAGCUCUCCCUCAUCCCGGGAACAGAAAUUAAAAACGGCUGGAACAUGGUCGUCACAUUCUCAGAACCAAUCAAAAAGCUAGAAGUGUGGCAAGCAAACACGGAGAAGCGAAACAAGGAAAAAACAGUGUUCGCUCUCAAGGGCGCUCACUGGCACAACCACAUAAAUGCCGGCCAAGAGUUUAGCUUUAAUUUCAAGGUUACAACGAACAGAAGGGGAGGUUUUAGCCCUCAAAUCGUCGAAGUCGCUGUGGGUCGUACAGAAAAUGAAAGGGGCCUUCACUGUGUUGGCAAAAUUUAA